UAUAUAUAUAUAAUAGAAAAAGACUAUGAAAGUAAGCAAAACCUGUCUGUGUCUUCUGAUGUAGGCAAAGGUUUUCAGAAUCUGACUCUGAUAUCUUAUCACAUUGAUUCUGUUUCUAAAUUUCUGAACGCCAGACUUCUAAGAAUGGAGGUUGCUCUUCAAAGAAGACAAGGGCAACCGAAACAACACUCUGAGGAUAAGCAGGAAUUCAGUAGAUGCUCUAAAAUUAAUGGAAAGAGAAAGGCAACUAACCUGCCAUCCAAGAAAGAUGAGACAAAUAAGCUUACUUCCCCAAAAAGAAAAAGGAAAUCCGAAGAUGAUCUAUUGAUUGACGACUUGGAAGAUGAAGAAAUGCUCACUCUUAUAAAGUCAAAGAGCAGGAGGAUAGCUAAAAGAAUGGACAAUGUGAUGGAUGUUGGACAAAAUGUCCGAAUAUGUCAUCAAUGCUUGAAUAAGGAUAGGAUAUAUUAUGUGUCAUGUACUAAAUGCCCAAAGAUGUACUGUAUGCGAUGUCUGGAUAAAUGGUACCCUGACAUGUCAGUAGAAGAAGUUGCUACAAGUUGUCCAUUUUGCCGCAAAAAUUGCAAUUGUAAUGCCUGCUUAUGUUCAAGAGGAAUGAUUAAGACAUCUAACAGGGACAUCACCGAUUAUGAAAAAGCUCAGUAUCUGCAAUAUAUGAUUAACUUACUCAUACCAUUUUUGAAACAAAUUUGUCGUGGACAAAGUCAAGAGGAGAAGAUUGAAUCUAACAUACAAGGAAAAUCUUCUUUCGAGAUCGAGAUACCCCAAAGUCUUUGUGGCGACGAUGAACGUGUCUAUUGUGACCACUGUGCUACUUCAAUUAUUGAUCUUCAUAGAAGCUGCCCCAAUUGUUCCUUUGAACUCUGCCUCAGUUGUUGUCAAGAAAUACGUGAUGGAAACAUUGCACCACGGCCUGAGUUGAAGUUCCAAUAUGUGAAUAGGGGCUAUGAAUAUAUGCAUGGUGGUGACCCUCUACCUGUGUAUUGUGAUUUAGAGACAUAUGAAGGUCAUAUUAAGUCAUAUUCUGUGUGGAAUGCUAAGAGUGAUGGAAGCAUUAGUUGUGCGCCAAAGGAGUUGGGGGGUUGUGGUAGUGCUGUAUUGGAGCUGAGACGCAUCCUCCCACGUUGGUGGGUAUCUGACUUGGAAGCCAAAGCCCGCAGUACGCUGGAAAUUUGCGAAAUUGAGCUCCCAAGCCUUCGACAAAAAGCAGUAUCAAGCUACACCUCUAUGAGAAAGGAUGCUCUUAGAGGCAUAAAUGACAAUGACAUAGAGAUGUUGAUUUUCCAAAACCAUUGGGCUAAUGGUGAACCAAUUAUAGUUCGUGAUGCCCUUAAACAGGGGACUGGUCUGAGCUGGGAGCCAAUGGUAAUGUGGCGAGCAUUAUGUGAAAAUAUGGUUUCAGAUAUCAGUUCAAAAAUGUCAGAAGUGAAAGCCAUUGAUUGCCUGGCUAAUUGUGAGGUAGAAAUUGAUACCCGCACAUUCUUUAAAGGUUAUAUAGAGGGAAGAACAUACAGAAAUCUCUGGCCAGAGAUGCUCAAGCUAAAAGACUGGCCCCCCUCCGAUAAAUUUGAAGAUCUUUUGCCCCGCCACUGUGACGAGUUUAUUCGUUCCUUGCCAUUUCAAGAGUACACUGAUCCUCGCGCUGGAAUUCUCAAUGUUGCUGCGAAGUUACCAGCUCAUGUCAUCAAACCUGACAUGGGUCCAAAAACAUAUAUUGCUUAUGGGAUUAAAGAAGAGCUUGGCAGAGGAGACUCUGUAACAAAGCUUCAUUGUGAUAUGUCAGAUGCGGUAAAUAUUUUGACCCAUACAGCAGAGGUGAUGUUAACCGAUGAGCAGCACUUUAUUAUUUCAAAGUUGAAAGAAGCACACAAGGCACAAGAUGAGAGAGAACAGUAUGCUCAUGAGAUGAUUGCUGACAUCCGGAAUGGUCGACUCUUCAAAGACAUCAAAAAACGCAAAGAAAAUAAGGAAGUUUUAGAACCCAAAGACAUGGGGAAGCGACCCAUUGAAAUUAAUGGAAAGAUCUUUCCAAAUGAAGUUCCUGAGGGGGUCACUUCUACUACAGGGAAUGAAUCAAUGGAAACAGGCGGUGCCCUAUGGGAUAUAUUUCGGAGAGAGGAUUCUGAAAAGUUAGAGACAUAUCUUAGGAAACACUCAAAAGAAUUUAGACAUACUUUUUGCUCUUCAGUUGAACAGGUUGUACAUCCAAUUCACGACCAAUGCUUUUAUUUGACAUUGGAGCACAAGAAGAAGCUGAAGGAGAAGUUUGGUGUAGAACCAUGGACUUUUGAACAAAAACUUGGGGAGGCAGUAUUUAUUCCUGCGGGAUGCCCGCAUCAAGUCAGAAAUCUCAAGUCAUGCACAAAAGUUGCCGUAGACUUUGUGUCCCCUGAAAAUAUCCAUGAGUGUCUACGUUUGACCAAUGAGUUCCGCCAGCUUCCCAAGAACCACAGAGCUAGAGAAGAUAAACUUGAGAUAAAGAAGAUGAUAGUUUAUGCCGUUGAUCAAAUUGUCAAAGACCUAAAUGCUUUACUGAAGUGUUCUUGACUGGCUGAAUGCUGCUUGAAGAAAGCUACUUCACUUUUCCAUGGUCUGUGAGACUCUAGAUUGUUGUAGAUAAAAGUGUCCAGACAGAAAAUUGCGAAGUCGGAAUGUUUCAUGGAGGGUUAAAGGCACUCACAAUCGAGUGAUUCUCAUUUUGAUAGUAAUAACAUAGUGAUUCUUUUGUAAUGAUUAUAGUUUAGACAACAAUUUCACAAAGUUCUGUAAAGAACAUUAAUUUUAUUCAUGAUCAAAGAAAUCAGUGUAAAUGAAGAUACAACUUUGAUAUAAUUUGAGAUAAGUAGUGAACUAAUUU
Molecule: messenger RNA, 2878 nt
Organism: Cajanus cajan (pigeon pea)
Lineage: Eukaryota; Viridiplantae; Streptophyta; Magnoliopsida; Fabales; Fabaceae
Source: RefSeq, a predicted model, not a curated record